UCAAGAAUUUAGUUCAAGCUGUGACAGAAGAUGCGUUCUCUUCAUACCUAUGACGGACUCGCUGCAACGUAACAGUGUAACCCCCGCAAAUACUAACCAAAUAGAUAUUACCUACCUUAGGUGGGCGACUGUAGAUGCGAACACUUUCGGAAGAAAAAAAACUACUCAUGCAAUAAUGAAUCAAUAGAUAUGACAGCGCAUUUUCGUAUCUAGAUAGUUCAAACCCCCUUGUCAAUCGACUAUUGCUUGUCAUCUGAGAGCCUCAUAGAAGAUGUCGUUGCCCCCCAUCGAGCGCACUACUAUUGGAGAUGGGAUUUCCAUCCCUCGGAUGAUUUCGGGGCUAUGGCAACUCGUGGACGAUAAGAAUGUCGAUCUCGAUGCUGCUGCUCACGCAAUGAAGCUACUGGCGGACCUAGGGCUCGACUGUUUUGACAUGGCUGAUCACUAUGGAGAUGCUGAACUUGUUGUCGGCAGGUUUCGCGCUACUUCGUCUCAGCAUAUGCUCGCCUUCACGAAGUGGUGUCCGCCUGAAAAUGGUAUCAAGUCGUUUGAGGCAGCCGAGCAGGCCGUUGACCUUGCGCUGCGAAGGAUGGGUCAGGAGCAGAUUACUCUGAUGCAAUAUCACAUCUGGGAUUAUUCAGAUGACACGUACUGGCAUAACUUAGCACAUCUGCGCACUAUGCAACAGCAAGGAAAGAUUAAGCAUAUUGGAGUCACGAAUAUUGAUGCUGCACAUCUCGAGCUCUUGAUCGACACGGGCUUUGAAAUCACUACAAAUCAAGUCCCAUGUUCUGUAUUGGACCAGCGUCUUGUACGAGGAAGAUUAGCAUCGGUAUGCGAGAAGCACAAAGUAGGUGUGCUUGCUUAUGGCACUCUACUCGGCGGGUUUCUUAGCGAGAAAUGGCUCGGCCAGCCUGAGCCCGAAGAUAUAGAUGCCUUGAACGGUAGCCUUCGGAAGUAUCUUCGAUUCAUCCGAGUUGCUGGGGGUUGGGAACCCUUUCAGGGCUUGUUGCGAGCUUUGUCCACAAUUGCGCAUGCACACAAUGUCUCGAUUCCUGCAGUUGCAACCAGAUACGUACUUGAUAUACCUACAGUGAGCACAGUUAUUGUUGGCUGUCGCCUGACAUCAGAUUCGUCCAGAUACGCUGAAAGGAAUCUAGAGGUGUUCUCAUUCAGAUUGACUGAAGACGACCACGCCUUAAUACAGAAGGCGCAGCAGGCUCUCCUGGAUAUCCCGGGCGAUUGCGGUGACGAGUACCGAAGGCCACCUUAUCUGACAGCAGCUGGAGAUCUGUCGCAUCACAUUAACAUCGUUCAGAAUGACGAGCUGAGAGAAGCUAUUGCUACGGGCAGGAGAAUAGAAUAUUCCAUAGGGAGUCCGUGGGAGCCUAUCGCAGGCUACUGCAGAGCAGUUCGAACGGGUAAUCACGUCUGCAUUUCGGGGACAACGGCGAAUAGUCCAAGUAGCCUGAGUCUUCCGGUGCUCGGAAGACACUCAGCCCGAAGCCAGACAGUGGCCAUCUUGGAUAUCAUCAGCCGUGCACUGAAGGCACUAGGCGGCACACUCUCAGAUGUCGUGCGCACGCGAAUCAUCGUCAGAAACGAAGCCGACUGCAAAGAAGUCAGUCAGGCCCAUGGAUGGGUGUUCCAGUGCGAGGGUGUCCGGCCCUCGAAUACGUUGUUUGUAGCCAGUCUAAUUGGGUCAGAGUACCUGGUGGAAAUUGAGGCAGAAGCUCGUCUUGGAUCCGCCGGCGUUCUUCGGCUUUCGUCCUAACAAGGAACAACAAGGAACUAUCAACAGAGCUGAUUGCUGAAGUCCCAUGACUACAAAAUCAUCAAUUUUCCAUAUAGAAAUCCAAACGUGCCUGGUGCCUAAUUACAACUUUUGUUUUUGCUUUUGUAAGACGCAGCUGCUCACCAGCUGGUGUAAGUGAUCAUUUAGUCAGGUAGGUG
Molecule: messenger RNA, 1953 nt
Organism: Xylaria bambusicola
Lineage: Eukaryota; Fungi; Ascomycota; Sordariomycetes; Xylariales; Xylariaceae
Product: Aldo/keto reductase
Exons: 3
Coding region: 272-1774 (500 amino acids)
Source: RefSeq, a predicted model, not a curated record